Molecule: messenger RNA, 1446 nt
Organism: Trichoderma citrinoviride
Lineage: Eukaryota; Fungi; Ascomycota; Sordariomycetes; Hypocreales; Hypocreaceae
Exons: 2
Coding region: 1-1446 (481 amino acids)
Source: RefSeq, a predicted model, not a curated record
AUGGACCUGGUCGCCGUGAGGUGCGCCAAAUGCGACGCAACGCUGGGAACCCUCGUCAAUCUCUGGACGCAGAUUGGCAAGAAGUACAUCACCCCGGUGGCGUACGUCGAGGACAAGGCCGAGGCAGACAACAAGAUCACUGCCACAGGCGCUGUUCGCAUCGGCGAUGCGGGCACUCUGGUCGAAGGCUGUGGCCAAAUCAUCUUCCGCAUCACGUCCAUCGUCCUCAAGAUAGCCACAGACCUCCGGCGCAAAGCCGAGCCCAAGAUCCAGCGCAUCCUCCAGCUCAGGGGCCAACCGGCCACAACCCAACCUAAACCCUCACCCCUGAAUAGCAAAACUCAUCCUCAAAAUGACGGCACAGCCCCAAGCCGAGACACCUUCGACAUCAUCCAGAUCCAAGCAGAUCUCGAAGCCCAGCAAGAUGAAAUCCAGCGCAUCGGCGCAGCCGGGUUCCAAGUCAUGUCCACGUUCGACAGCACAGUAGCACGCUUCGAGAAGCAGAUGCGGCAACUCAGCGACUCCGUCGCAAACGUCCGCCGCGAAGGCGAAGGGCAGCAGGCGGACAUCAAGUCCCUCAAGACGCAAAUGAGCGACGCGAAAUGGAGCAGCGGCGACGGCGACGCCGUGGUGGCUCGUCUGGAUCAGCAGCUCCAGACGACGGACAGAGUGGUCACGGAGCUGCGGCAAAUCAUCAGAAAGUCACACGCGGAAACGAGCAGUCUCCGAAGCGAACUGUCUGCCGCGCAAAAGGAGAUUGCGGAGGUCAAGAGGGCGAAUGCCCGUCUCAAGAAGGAUGCCGAUGAGGCGAAGCAGGUCGCGCAGGAAGGCGUUGCGACGGCCAAGACGUAUGCUUCGGAGGUGGCUUCGCUGAGAAGAGAGAUGUCGCAGCUGCGGUCUGAACUUGCGCAGCAGCAGCAUGAUAAUAUGCGCCAUUCUUCGGUGGAUGAAGAUCCGUCUAUAUCGUCACAUCAGCUGGAUAUCCUCGCCAGCAACAUAGCCAAGAUUGGAAACAGGGCCAGCCAGGUAGAGUCGUUGCAGAUGGAGUUUGACCUCUUCCGAACCCGGAUGCAGCGGCUGGAAGCCCGGGUGGUCGCUGGCAGCACGCCGAAUCCUAGUCGGAAGGACAUUCGCCCUUCCUUUGCCGAGUACGAUAACGUUUCGGCGGCUGAAGGCAGCCAGUCUCACUACGGAUCGACCACGCGUCAGAAGAGACCGCCGAUGACGAGAGAUGAUUCCCAUAUUGUGAACUCAACUCCUCCAAAACGGGUGGCCAUCUCGUCGGAUUAUCCUACCCUUGGCACGGCUGGGUAUGUUAGCACUAGCGAACAACAACAAUCAUCACCUGGGACUAUGGCCCUGGUCGAGACUCCGGUCCAGCGGCGGACGGCGGCGGCAUCGACAAAGAAGAGCACGGCAAGGCGCGGCAGAUGGGCCAAAGGUUGA